AGGGGGAGCCCCAAGAUGCAGCAGCGCUCAGCAGACCCUGUAUCAGACCCCGCCUUUCUAUUCAGGCACUCGCACAGCCACCUCCCUCACCGGGGGCCUCACGCGCUGCUGGGCGCCGCCAUCGCGCCGUCUCCUAUCCCUCUGGGCGCCGCCAUCUUGUGCCCUCCCCGUCCAGCGCGGGCGCCGCCAUCUUGCGCCCUCCCCAUGCACGCGUCGGCCAUGGCGGGGCUGCUGUGCCGCCUGCUCCUCUGCCUGGCGGCUUUGGGGGCCGCCUCCGCCGACCUGCAGCUGGACGAGGUGCGGCGAACCGUGGACCUGAGCACCCACCUGGCCAAGGUGUCGGCCGAGCUCAGCCUGGCCAACGCACCGUCCGGCCCCGCCGCCUCCUCCUUCUUGCUGGCUCUAGAGCCGGGCCUGGAGCCUCGCCUGGCCUACCUGGGGGUGCAGGUGAAGGGUGAGGAAGAGGAGGAGAACAUCUUGGAAGUGAAAGAGACGAAAGUGAAGGGGAAAAGUGGGAAGUUUUUCUCUGUGAAGCUGCCAUCUCCUUUGGCACCUGGGGCCAAGGUCCGAGUCUCUGUUGAAAUGGUUUUCACACACGUCCUGCAGCCUUACCCCACUCACAUUACCCAGAGCGAGAAGCAGUUUGUGGUCUUUGAAGGAAAUCAUUAUUUCUACUCACCAUACUUCACCAAGACCCAAACAACUCGUGUCAAACUGGCCUCAAGGAAUGUAGAGAGUUAUACCAAACUGGGAAACCCUUCCCGCACAGAAGACAUGAUUGAAUAUGGUCCCUUUAAGGACAUCCCUCCAUACAGCCAGGACACUCUGAAGGUGCACUAUGAAAACAACAGUCCAUUCCUGACCAUCACCAGUAUGACCCGAGUUAUUGAGGUGUCCCACUGGGGAAACAUUGCAGUUGAAGAGACAGUUGAUUUAAAGCACACAGGAGCAGUGCUGAAAGGGCCCUUCUCCAGAUACGACUACCAGAGACAACCAGACAGCGGAAUCUCUUCUGUCAAGUCUUUCAAGACCAUUCUCCCAGCUGCUGCUCAGGACGUCUAUUACAGAGAUGAAAUUGGAAACAUUUCCACCAGCCACCUGCUGGUCCUGGAUGACUCUGUUGAGAUGGAGAUCCGUCCCCGCUUCCCACUUUUUGGGGGUUGGAAAACCCAUUACAUCAUUGGCUAUAACCUGCCAAGCUACGAAUACCUCUACAAUCUCGGCGAUCAGUAUGCCUUGAAAAUGAGAUUUGUGGACCAUGUGUUUGAUGAGCAAGUUACAGAUUCUCUGACUGUCAAGAUUGUACUUCCAGAAGGUGCCAAGAAUAUCCAUGUGGACAGCCCCUAUGAAAUCAAUCGUGCUUCAGAUGAGCUUCACUACACAUACCUGGACACUUUUGGACGCCCAGUUAUUGUGGCACACAAGAGCAACCUGGUGGAGCAGCACAUCCAAGACAUAGUGGUCCAUUACUCCUUCAAUAAAAUACUGAUGCUGCAGGAACCUCUGCUGGUGGUUGGAGCUUUCUACAUCUUGUUCUUCACUGUGAUCAUCUACGUGAGGCUGGACUUCUCCAUCACUAAGGAUCCAGCUGCUGAAGCUCGGAUGAAAGUUGCCUGCAUCACAGAGCAAGUGCUUACUCUGGUAAACAAGAGACUUGGGCUGUACCGUCAUUUCGAUGAAGCAGUGAAUAAAUACAAACAGUCACGGGACAUCUCCACCUUAAACAGUGGCAAGAAGUCUUUGGAGACAGAACAUAAGGCCCUGACAAAUGAAAUAGCUGGUCUGCAGUCUAAACUGAAGACAGAAGGCUCUGACUUAUGUGAUAAAGUAAGUGAGAUUCAGAAGCUGGAUGGCCAAGUCAAGGAGCUUGUUUUGAAGUCUUCGGUGGAAGCUGAGCGGCUUGUAGCUGGCAAGCUCAAGAAGGACACCUACAUUGAGAAUGAAAAGAUGCAUUCCAACAAGCGUCAGGAUCUGGUCACCAAAAUUGACAACAUCCUCGAUGCGCUGUAAUUCUCCAGUAUAGCAGUCAGGUGGAGGGGAGAGGUGUGAAAGGAGAUGAGAAGCCUGGGAAUAGAUACACAUUGAGCCAAAACUCCUUCCCAGAAAAAAAUAAGGAAAAAAAAAGUUAAUGUGAAAAAUAUCUGCAAGUAUGUUUUAUUUUUAGAUUGUUCCAUCGAGCCUGUCUGCUCAGCAACACCUGCUGUGCAAGGGACCACAGUAUCAUACUGUUUGGCUGGUAACAGGGUUUCUUUCCUAGAAGUGAGACUCAGCCUGGUGACAGAAGUCUCCCACUUUCAGUUUUCCCUGUAUAGAUGUGUCCUGGCCAAGCUGACACAGCACAGACAUGCUCAUGGCAAAUCCAGAUGUUGCAUCUCCUGAAAGAAUAAAAGAACCCUUUGUUCUACUUUGAGAUAAAA
Molecule: messenger RNA, 2417 nt
Organism: Coturnix japonica (Japanese quail)
Lineage: Eukaryota; Metazoa; Chordata; Aves; Galliformes; Phasianidae
Gene: RPN1
Product: ribophorin I
Cellular component (GO): membrane; oligosaccharyltransferase complex
Source: RefSeq, a predicted model, not a curated record